AAAAGUGAUUUUCAAACCGUAAUUUGUGAUGCUGGCUCUAUAAUCUAUUUUAUCAACCUUUAGGAGCAAGGUCAAUAUUUGUCUACACUUCACAACAAAGGUUCAAAUACUACGGAUUAAUUGACUUUAUUAAAGGAACCCUAUACAAACAUCAAAGUACACUAAAUAUAUAUUGUCAAAAACGUCACUCAACAUCGGAAUAUAAGUUUCAGGAAAAAAAAUGGAGGAAACUAAUAGGCACAAAUUAGAGAGAUUCGUUAACGAACAUCCGAUAAAAGGAGCGACUUUCAUUUCCCAACUCUUUUUCUGUUGGCCUUUACCAAUAUUUUACAAAGGUCUAAAAACCCAAAUGGAGGAACACGACUUAUACGAAGUGUUGGAAGAGCACGACUCCAACGAACUGGGAGAUAAAUUCGAAAAAGAAUGGAUUAAGGAAGUUGCUAAAAGGAAACCGUCCCUUUGGAAUGUGCUUCGACGAGUUUUCUUUUGGGAAACUUGUUUUCUAGGUUUCCUUCUCUUCACCAUCGAACUGGGAAUCAAAUUGGUCCAUCCGAUUUGUUUGUCUAGAUUGAUGCUCUUCUACGGUCCAAAUCAAAACCAAGUGACCCAACAGGACGCUUAUAUUUGUGCUGGUUUAAUAAUUUUAGCUUCUUUUUUGAACGUAUUGGUUGGUCAUCAAUUGAUGUUCAGAAAUUUGAACUUGGGCAUGAAAAUGAGAGUGGCUUGUUGCUCGUUGGUUUACCGAAAAGCUUUACGAUUAAGUCGCGGUGCUCUAAUUGACACCACUGUAGGCCAAAUGGUUAAUUUACUGUCCAAUGAUGUUAAUCGUUUCGAUUACGCUUUAACUCAUCUCCACAAUAUAUGGGUGGCACCUGUUCAAGUCCUGGUGAUUAUGAUCAUCAUGUACUUCCUCAUCGAUCCCGUGUGUCUUCUGGGAAUCGCAUUUCUAUCCCUCUUUAUCCCGUUCCAAAUUUACCUCAGCGAAUUAACGUCAAGAUACAGAUUCAAAAUAGCAUCGAGAACGGACGAGCGAGUGAGACUGAUGAACGAAAUCAUUUGCGGAAUGCAAGUGAUAAAGAUGUACGCUUGGGAAAAGUCCUUCGCGAAAUUGGUCGAACUAGCCAGGAAAAGAGAGGUCAGUAAAAUCCAAGCCACUUCCUACAUUCGUGCACUGCUUCUCUCUCUCUCGAUGUUCAUGAACCGCACCGCCAUUUUUAUUUGCGUGCUGUCCUACGUUCUGACAGGUAACACCCUGACCGCUUACUACGUAUUCGUUGUGACGGCCUUCUACAACCUCCUGAGAGUGUCCAUGACCAUGCACUUCCCUUAUGCGAUGGGGGCGAUGGCGGAGGUCAGAGUGUCGAUCAAAAGGUUGGAGAAGUUUUUGAUGAGGGAGGAGGUGUACGAGAACAAAAGCGUCACUCAGAAACUGAGUCAUUUCUCGGAGGCUAAAGGGACAGGUGACUCUGGAGUUUGGAUGAAGAACGUGAGUGCGAAAUGGUUUCAGCAAUCCGAAGAAAACACCUUGAACGAUGUCGAUUUUUCCAUCAAGUCCAACAAGUUGGUUGCCGUUGUGGGACCUGUGGGCAGUGGAAAGUCCAGUCUUCUCAACAUUAUACUGAAAGAGUUACACAUGGUGAAUGGGUUUUUGGAGGUAAGAGGUAGAAUUUCGUACGCCAGUCAAGAGCCGUGGUUGUUUGGAGGCAGCGUAAGGCAGAACAUCUUGUUCGGUGAAAACUUGGACCUGCGAAAGUACUCCGAAGUUGUUAGAGCUUGCUCGUUGGAAAGUGACUUUCGUCAACUACCAUAUGGUGACAAGACUGUGGUCGGGGAACGGGGAGUGAUGCUCAGUGGGGGACAAAAGGCCAGAAUUAACUUGGCCAGAGCUAUAUAUAAAGACGCGGACAUUUAUUUGUUGGAUGACCCUUUAUCAGCUGUUGACACGCACGUGGGUAAACAUUUGUUCGAGGAGUGUAUCAAAGGUUUUCUCAAGAACAAAAAUGUUAUAUUGGUAACGCAUCAGCUGCAAUAUUUAAGAGCGGCCGAUAGGAUUUAUGUUGUGGACGAAGGGAAAAUGGAAAUGUUCAAAACGUACGACGACUUUAAAAAGUCCGAUACAAGUGUGAAGGACAUAAUGGACAACAAAACACAAGAGGAACAGGAUCCGAGCACAAGCGACAGGAUUACAUCCAUUACCGAAUAUGAGACACCUGUCGAAAUCCGGGAACAAAAACAAAAAGGAUCCGUUGGCAGUGGUGUCUAUCUACAUUACUUGAAAGCGGCAGGCGGGUAUCCUGCUGGUGUUUACGUGUUAUUGUUGUUUGUCGUGACUCAAUGUGCAGCCAGUCUUGGUGACUUCUUCAACGGAUACUGGGUGAAUUGGGAACAAAAGAAACAUGGUUCCGCACAAAGCCGUUGGGACUCUUACUUGUCAACGUACACCUGCAUCUUUAUCUACUCUGGACUUGUAACAGUCACAAUAUUAACAAGUCUUUGGAGAUCAAUGCAAUUCAUGUACUUUUGCAUGAGGGCAUCGAAAAGGAUGCACAACCGAAUGUUCUCUAGUGUUGUGAACGCCACGAUGAGGUUCUUCAACACAAACACGUCUGGUAGAAUUUUAAACAGGUUUUCCAAAGACAUCGGAGCAAUCGAUGAGAUUAUGCCGUUGGUAAUUUUGGACACCAUCCAGAUUGGAUUCAACGUGAUUUCCAUCACUAUUGUUGUAUCUCUGAUCAAUCCGUGGACGUUGCUAGUGACUGGGUUGAUUGUCUUGGUGUUUUACGUUUUUAGAAUUAUUUUUUUGAAGAGCAGCAGGAAUAUCAAACGUAUUGAGGCUACAACUAGAAGUCCAGUCUUCACCCACCUUUCGGCUUCUUUACAAGGUUUAGCAACUAUUAGAGCAUUUAAUGCUGAAAGAAUUUUACGGAGGGAGUUCGACAAUUUGCAGAAUAUUCACAGUUCUGCCUACUAUUUAUUCACGGCCUGCAACAGAGCUUUUGGAUUUUGGUUAGAUAUUCACUGCGUUAUUUACAUCGCAGCAGUCACAAUUAGUUUUCUCAUUACUGACACUGAGCAAUACGGAGGGAACGUGGGUUUAGCAAUAACCCAAUCCUUGGCUCUAACUGGCAUGUUCCAAUGGGGUAUGAGACAAUGGAGUGAAUGGGAAAAUCAGAUGACAUCUGUGGAAAGAGUGUUAGAAUACACGAAAUUGGAACCCGAACCCCAAAGAAGCAGACUUCUAAACGAACAGUGGCCAGAAUUUGGCAGUUUGAAGUUCGAAAAUGUCUACCUCAAAUACGCCGCAGAUGAAACUUAUGUGCUAAAUAAUGUGAACUUCGAAGUUCGCCCUAAAGAGAAGAUCGGAAUCGUGGGUCGGACUGGUGCGGGCAAAUCUUCGAUAAUGUAUUGUUUGUUUUUGCUGGCGCCAAUCGAAGGGAAAAUUUAUAUCGACGGAGUAGUGACUAGCACGAUUUGUUUGGAGCAACUUCGAUCCAAAAUUUCUAUAAUUCCGCAGGAGCCCGUACUGUUUUCCGGGACACUGAGGAAAAAUUUGGAUCCUUUCGAAGAGUACGACGACGAAACUAUUUGGUCGGCUCUGGAAGAUGUUGAGCUGAAAACCAUGGUUUCGGAUAUGCCCAACGCCCUCGAUUCCAGAAUGGAGGAGGGAGGUUCAAAUUUUAGCGUUGGCCAAAGGCAAUUGUUUUGUUUGGCCAGGGCGAUCAUAAGAAAGAAUAAAAUUUUGGUUAUGGACGAGGCGACUGCCAAUGUGGACCCAAAUACUGACGAAUUGAUUCAAAGGACGAUUAGGAAGAAGUUUGAUGAAUGUACUGUUCUGACCAUUGCUCACAGGUUGCACACUGUUAUGGAUUCUGACAGGAUCUUGGUGAUGGAUAAAGGAAGAGUUGUCGAAUUUGGACAUCCGCAUGUUUUGAUGAAGAACAUUGAUGGCAUAUUUUAUGGUAUGAUUUCGGAAACUGGAAAUAAUAUGGCAAAAAGUCUUAUGAAAAUAGCCAGUGAUAACUACAAAAGUUGAAGAAUGAGAAAUGAGAAACAAAGUUAACUAUUAGAAUUAAGUGUAAAAUGUUUAAUUUAUUAAGAAUUCAAUCAAUCAUCAAACGUUCAA
Molecule: messenger RNA, 4123 nt
Organism: Aethina tumida (small hive beetle)
Lineage: Eukaryota; Metazoa; Arthropoda; Insecta; Coleoptera; Nitidulidae
Product: probable multidrug resistance-associated protein lethal(2)03659
Exons: 12
Coding region: 221-4033 (1270 amino acids)
Biological process (GO): transmembrane transport
Cellular component (GO): membrane
Molecular function (GO): ATP binding; ATP hydrolysis activity; ABC-type transporter activity
Source: RefSeq, a predicted model, not a curated record